AUGUGCGGCCCUCUACACGACACCAUUACAUGGGGUGGUGCCGUCGCAUUACUGCCAGAGAUACUGCGUUUCUAUUACGACUCCACGCACGUUUUCGAGAAGUUGUUCGAACCCUGUGUACGCUACAUGGAGUACAUCAAAACGAAGGAGCGGGAGGGCGGACUCAUCGAACACGGUCUAGGUGACUGGGGUCGUGACAUCGCCUUUGGCAACAACCAAGCCAACAUCGAAACAGCAAUUUAUUACCGCUGUCUCCGUAACAUCGAACGCAUGGCCCAUGAGCUCAACAAACCGGAUGCCGAAGAGCGGUUUCGGAAGUGGGCAGAUCGCAUAUACGGUGUGUACAACGACCGACUUCUCGUCACAGAUAAGAAUGAGUAUCCGUAUGCCUUCUACACAUCUCGCGAUGAUCCACAGAAACACGAUCGCAACAUGGUCGCGCAGGCCUUCGCACUUCAGUUCAACCUUGUCCCUGCCUCCCAUGUUAACGACGUUCAAACAGCCUUCCUAGCAGACUGCGCCUCUGCCGGCAACCGCAUUCAAGCCGGCGAGAUUGGCCUAAAGUACCUCUUCAACACGCUCUCCGACCUAAAUCGCCCCGAUAUCAUUUUAGAGAUGGCCCGACAGAAAGAACACCCCAGUUACAUGCGUUUUAUAUCGAGAGGUGAAACUACAUUGAACGAAUUCUGGCAGGAUAACUGUAGGAGUAAGUGCCAUGAUAUGCUGGGCACGAUAUAUGAGUGGUUCUACGAGGGUGUGUUAGGCGUCAAGGCUGAGACGGAGGCAUACAAGACGUGGAGGGUUAAGCCGCCGUUAGGAAGCGAGUUCAAGAUGGUCGAGGGGAGCGUGGAGUGUCCGUACGGGCAGAUCGAGGUCAAGUAUGAGAAGACAGAUGUAGGCCGCGUUGAGGAAGUAAAGAUGUGGGUUAAUGUGCCGACGAGUACGACGGGGUAUUUAUUGUUGUCAAAGGAGGAGAGUCGAGUUGUCAUGAAAAGACUUGGUGAAGGUGGGUACGAGGUAGAGAGGAAGGGGGCGACCAUAGCGCUGAAACCGGGCAAGUAUGAGUUGACACUGCAGGUGUGA
Molecule: messenger RNA, 1083 nt
Organism: Alternaria atra
Lineage: Eukaryota; Fungi; Ascomycota; Dothideomycetes; Pleosporales; Pleosporaceae
Exons: 1
Coding region: 1-1083 (360 amino acids)
Biological process (GO): carbohydrate metabolic process
Source: RefSeq, a predicted model, not a curated record